CUAUUAUUUCCAGUGAGGCGUUAUGGCUCUUGCACUGCCACAGCAGGUCAUUCAUUAUCUCUUCGGCUGCCCCGCUCGCCGCGGCGCCGUUCCCCGUUGCUUGACGCAGCUUAUCACCACGUUCUUCCACCUGCCGUCCAUCACGACAGACCGCGCCUUCCCCCGCGGUUCUGGCGAUUCGUUCAUGGGAAUUUCGUGCUCGCGCGACCACAGCCGCGGCCCUUCCUCCGGCACCAAGCUCCAGCAAAUGACCGACCGGCGCAGCAAGAUCACCAGCUCCUCGUCCGCCGACGUGCUCUCACCGCCAUGUUUCCGGCUACGAAGAGCCGAGGAAGAUCGUGGCCAACCGGAAGCAACGACGUCACCCGCGGGUCAGGAACGGAGACGACGACUCAGUCCAUCAAGCUGUGGUCGGAAACCAACCGAUCAGUACCUGCCCAGCCCCGUGGUGUGCGACUACGCCGCGGUAUCCACACAGAACAGUCAGUUUAGAAAGCACAUGGAAGACGAGUGUGUCGCUAUCCCCAAGUACAGAGCCUUUCCAGACGACCCGGCCGUUAGCUCUUUCUUCGGCGUCUACGAUGGCCACGGAGGAGACUUUUGCGCCAAGUACGCGGCCAAGUACUUUCACCAGAAACUCGCUGAACUCAUGCAAGUCAUGUACAGUGCAAAGAGAAGGCGGCCGUCCGAGGCCGAAAGUAGUAGCAACCGCAGCUACGUCACAUCCACUAGCAGCAUGGAUGACUGCUCUGAUGUGGAGGCGGACGUAUUAAGCAACGCCGAGAUCGAGAGCUGCUACGCCCAGGCCUUCUCAUCGCUUGACAAAGAGCUCGAGGACUUUGAUGAGUCAUCCGAGAGUGGCUCCACGGCCGUCACCUGCCUUAUUCGCAAGUACAAUGGCCGCACGACCUUCCACAUCGCCAACGUUGGUGAUUCCCGUGCCAUUUUCUACUGCGGCGGGCAGACGUCGCGGUUAUCAGUAGACCACAAGGCCACGAACGAGGACGAGGUCAAGCGGAUUCGUGCGCUCAAUGGCAUCAUCGUCAACAAGCGUGUGGCUGGUUCCAUAUCCGUCACGCGUGCACUGGGGCAGGCGGACGAGAAAAAGUUUAUCACGAGUGCUCCGCACAUCGCAUCAUUGGAGAUCGCGUCGGAUGACGCCUUCCUCGUAUUAGUGAGCGACGGCGUCACAGACGUCUUCAGCGACGAAGAAUUGACAGAGUUUGUCUCCAAGCGCCUCGCGCAGGGCGACAAGUCCAUCACUAUUGGCAAAAUGCUGCUGGAUGAGGCCAAGGCGCAAGGCUCCAUGGACAACAUGACUGCCGUCAUUAUCCGUUUUGGGGAGUGAGCUUGCCUUCAUCAACAAAGUAGAGCUAGUUACUAAGGCCAUUGGAGCCACUAAUUAUUGAAAAGCUUGCAAAGAUCAUGGA
This is a messenger RNA of Phytophthora nicotianae INRA-310, 1430 nucleotides long. RefSeq lists its product as hypothetical. The coding region runs from base 23 to 1348 and encodes 441 amino acids. Gene Ontology annotation, biological process: protein dephosphorylation. Gene Ontology annotation, molecular function: protein serine/threonine phosphatase activity; cation binding. The transcript has a single exon. The record is from RefSeq and is a predicted model, not a curated record. NCBI's taxonomy places the organism in Eukaryota, Oomycota, Peronosporomycetes, Peronosporales, Peronosporaceae.